Capsicum annuum is the source of this 814-nucleotide messenger RNA. Its product is annotated as protein BUNDLE SHEATH DEFECTIVE 2, chloroplastic. NCBI's taxonomy places the organism in Eukaryota, Viridiplantae, Streptophyta, Magnoliopsida, Solanales, Solanaceae. The record is from RefSeq and is a predicted model, not a curated record. Bases 73 to 546 code for a protein of 157 amino acids. The transcript has 4 exons.
UGUAAAAAGAAAUAAGAGUGAGAGUAUUAGUGAGCAUAAAGGGAGCUAUGAGCUCCACAAAUUUAACUUCCAAUGGCAACAGCACUCUCUUACUCAUCACUCUAUCCCUUCCAUUCUUUUUCAUCAUCUUCAACAACAAUUUCUUCCUCUUUAUACCCUUUUACUUGCUCUCCUUCUUUAACAACAAAACUUGAAAUUCCAAUCUUGUCCUCAUCAUCAUGUCUUUCCCAUAUUCACCAAUUCUCCAUAAAUCAUCAUCAUCCCAUUUUGCUCUUUGUUGGUUUUGAUUCAGUCCCUUUGGAUACUCAAACUUUUCUUGCCACUUUCAGUGUUUUAACUGCCAUUGCUCUCUCCCUUUUUCUUGGCCUUAAGGGAGAUCCAGUUCCUUGUGAUAGGUGUGCUGGGAAUGGUGGGACAAAGUGCGUAUUCUGCAAUGAUGGUAAGAUGAAGAAAGAAACAGGAUUAGUCGACUGCAAAGUUUGCAAGGGUGCAGGAUUAAUACUCUGCAAGAAAUGUGCUGGUUCUGGAUACUCAAAAAUGCUAUGAGCCUAUGACAUACACUACUUGUGCUCUUUUGCACUGUAGUUAUUGACUUGUGUUCUGAGGCUAAUUCUCAUAUACAUGAAAUUUUAAAGCUCACAUAUGAGGCUAUUUCAUUUUGUUUAAUAUGUUUUGCAUUCAUAUAUUUUUCUUUGAAAAAAGGGUUAGUAGUACUUUUGAUCCCUCGAUUAUUGGUAGAUUAUGAUUUUAGUCCCUAUGAUAUCUGCUUAAGCGCAUUAAACCUUCACUUAAUUGAAUUCUGCUCUUCGGAUCC